CUGGCCAGGUGUGUGCUAGCUCUUCUCAGGGAGGCUGGUGAAUGGGACAGGGAGCCCGAGGGGCCGAGCUGGCCAAUUACAUGGACAGUAAAUGGAGGAGGAUUGAUUUAUACUGGUAUCUGGGAAAUGCUUAGGAGACACUGCCCAGGUCUGGCCUGAGGCUUAUUCCUCUCCAAGCUGCCUUAGAGAGCCCUGGACCCACGCAGGUUCUGGCAGCCAUUGCCUUCCCAUCUGAACCAUGGGAAGGGAGGCUGGGCAAGGACGGCCCAUUUCACAGAGGCAGUGUGAGUAGCUUUUGGGUUGGGGUGGGGUGUGAAGCCUUGGACACACACGCCCUCCUCCAGGUUAGACCAUUAUGUUUUGAACAUAGGUUGAGGAGGGAGGAGAGAGGUAAGGAGCUGGGCCUCCACCUCCCUGGACAGGCCCCUGUGGUACUCUUAAUUGUUAGGUACUGACUCACCGCACUUCAAAGGCCUUGGCCGGAGUUCAGCUAUUUAACCUGCUGCACGGAGCCUGUCACUCUGGAGCUCUGCCCAUGGGGAGCUGAGCCUGCCUGCCGACCUGCUCCUCACCUGGACAGGUCCCUCUUCCUCCUAGCCAGUCCACACCCGCUGAAGAGCAGUCCCCAAGGGCCUCCAGGGCCCUGCUGCCUGCUGCUCAGGAUGCCGGCCCCCUGUCUCUUUGCUCCAGACAUGACUGAACAGCUGUCCUUGUGGCAUCACUACCUGUUGGCCAUCCAGUCACGGGAGUCACCCCGUGUCCAGGACUACCAGAGGGCAGAGAACAUUCUGCUCACUGUGCUGGAGCGUGCCCAUGCCUUGGACCCCCGCUUCCUCGUUGACUAUUCUCGAGACCUGGAGGCCUUCCAGUUUGCACUGCGCUCCUCCGAGGAAGCGCUGGAUGUGGAGGUGCCCCUGGGGGUGGACGCCGAGGCUCUCCUGGUUGAGGAGUCAGAAGCCACUGAACCAGGAGGUGUCCCUGCACUCUGUCGCCUGGGUGUCCUCAGGGAGACAUCUGGCCUGGAGCCAUGGAUGACUGAUGACGUCUUCAGUGUCUCCUCAGAGGGCAGAGACGAGCGCUGCAGUGGCCACAUUGUACCCAGUAAAGUCCUGUGUGUCCUUAAAGAUCUUCUGGUGGCUGCCAUUGUUCAUUGCAAGCACCACAGCCUCAUUCCACCAGGCUCGCUGAACGCUGCUAGCCUGAAGGAAGGGGAGCUGCAUCUGUCCCUGCUGGUGUCCAGCGGCUGGAGGAAGAUCCGCUUCAACGUUGUGCCCGUGGUGCGGAAGAAGCACAGGCUGCCUGCCUUGGAGGGGGCCCAGCUGAAGCCUGGAUUCCCUGAGGGCGCCUUGAGGAGAGUCGCCAGCCAUGGGGUAGACCUGGUGCCAGCUGAUGCCCAGCGCUGGAGGGUCUCCACUGGCUACCUGCUCAGUCGCCUGCUGGGUGCACUAGGCUCCUUCCCUGGUCACCGCCUGGACAGCCUCUCCAUCCUCGACCGGGUGAAUCUGGAGAGCUGGCGCGGUGGCAGCCAGAGCCCCGGCCUAACCUUUGACCACCUCAAGACGGUGCUGCUGUGGGCCUCUGUGCUCUUCCCAGCAACGGAGGACUGGGCAGACCUGCAGGGCUCGGUGUACCGCCUGCUGGUUGUGCUGCUCUGCUGCCUGGCUACCAGGAACCUGCCCCACUUCCUGUACCCGGAGCACAACUUGCUGCAAGACAGUGGCCUGGACCUCGGUGCCAUCUACCAACGUGUGGAACACUUCGCCAGCCAGCCUGAAGAGUCCUUACGAAUCCAUGUCACCCACCUGGGCCACAGCCGUCCACCACGCAUUGACAACGGAGUCAAGGCACUCCUGCAGCUACCCGCCAGUGACCCUACCUACUGGACCACUGCCUACUUUGAUUUUCUGCUAGAUAAGUUCCAGGUCUUUAACAUCCAGGAUAAGGACAGAAUCUCAGCCAUGCAGAACAUCUUCCAGAAGACCAAGACCAUGGGAAAUGACAACAGCUGAGCUGGAAUGGGAGGCCCAGUCUCUACCAACCUGCAGAGCUCCCUGGGACUUCUGGAAAGGAAUGGGGAUGGGGGAAUCUCUUUAGUGACAGGUGGAGGGACUUAGUCCCUGAGGACUCCUGUUCAAGGAGAGUUCAAGUAGCUGGCACGGAGGUCUUGAGACAGCCACCAUGUUCCAGACCAGGACUGAGGUGGCUGGUUGUAUGCUUCCCAGGGACCCAUUGAUCCAUUCAUUGGACAGUCAGGACAGGUAUAGGCAUAAGACAGCUUGGGCGUUUGCUCUGCUUAUGUUUCACACUACUCCUGGGGGUUGAAACACUGUGUGUUUAGCGUUGAGUACAUUAAUGCCCCAGUGUACCCUGUGGGGAGGGUCCCCCACUUGGUGUAUCUCUCUGCAAAUAUAGACUCCUAAGACUUGUGUGCAAA
This is a messenger RNA of Mesocricetus auratus (golden hamster), 2434 nucleotides long. It is a transcript of the gene Mab21l4, whose product is annotated as mab-21 like 4. Bases 663 to 2009 code for a protein of 448 amino acids. The transcript is spliced from 5 exons. Lineage: Eukaryota; Metazoa; Chordata; Mammalia; Rodentia; Cricetidae. The record is from RefSeq and is a predicted model, not a curated record.